Messenger RNA from Impatiens glandulifera, 1348 nucleotides. Its product is annotated as probable flavin-containing monooxygenase 1. The transcript has 4 exons. The record is from RefSeq and is a predicted model, not a curated record. Gene Ontology annotation, molecular function: NADP binding; N,N-dimethylaniline monooxygenase activity; flavin adenine dinucleotide binding. NCBI's taxonomy places the organism in Eukaryota, Viridiplantae, Streptophyta, Magnoliopsida, Ericales, Balsaminaceae. The annotation marks the transcript as partial.
CUAGUCAAGUUCAAUUCCAAGGUCGUCCAAAUCCGCUUCAUUCCAGACCACUCGCAGUCCAAUACUAUUAUUAAUUCCAUCUCCGAUUAUUUACCCGAAUACACUAGUUCAAGUCCUCCUCCUCCACUGAGAACCGGAUCAGGAACACCCAUUUGGGAAGUUGGAGUCCUCACUACUGGCUCACAAACCGUUGAGUGGCAUCAAUUUGAGUUUGUGGUAAUUUGCCUUGGCAAAUAUGGGGACAUACCAAACAUGCCUGUUUUUCCUCCAAACAAAGGUCCUGAAAUAUUUAGGGGAAAAGUCAUGCACAGUCUAGAUUACAGCAAACUCGACAAAUCCUCUGCAACAGACCUUCUCAAAGGAAAGAAGGCAGUGGUUGUCGGCUACAAGAAAUCCGCCAUUGAUCUUGCAUAUGAAUGUGCCCAGGCAAACCAAGGUCCAGAAGACCCAGCAUGUACAAUGGUGGUUAGGACUUUGCAUUGGACUGUUCCACAUUACUCGAUUUGGGGUCUUCCCUUCUAUCUCUUUUACUCCACCAGAUUUUCCCAGUUCUUUCACCAGAGGCCAAAUCAAGGCCUGCCCAGGAACCUCCUCUGCCGCCUCUUCUCGCCUGCGAGACGAGCUGUUUCCAAGACCAUCGAAUCCUACUUAACAUGGAAGCUACCUCUGGUUAAGUACGGUUUGAAACCGAAUCACCCAUUUGAGGAAGACUACGCUUCUUGCCAGAUGGCGAUCCUGCCUGAGAAGUUCUUUGAGGAAGCAGAGAAGGGGAAGAUAACAUUCAAGAGGGUGGAAUCCAAAUGGUGGUUCUAUGAAGGAGGUGUUGAGUACGAUGAUGGGACUAAAACAGAGGCGGAUGUGGUCGUGAUGUGCACGGGAUUUCAGGGCAAGCAAAAGCUGAAAGAUGUUAUUCCAGAGCCCUUUCGAAGUUUACUCGAACUUCCUAAUUCUGGUCUCAUGCCCUUAUACAGGGGAACAAUUAAUCCAUUGAUACCGAAUAUGGCGUUUGUGGGUUAUGUGGAGAGUGUUUCAAAUCUUCAUACAGCUGAGAUACGAUGUAAAUGGUUGUCAAGGCUGGUGGAUAAUAAGUUUAAGCUCCCAUCGGUGGAGAACAUGCUUCAACAGACGGAAAAGGAGAUUGAGAUAAUGAAGAAAACAACUAGGUUUUAUAAGAGGAGCUGUAUUUCGACCUUUAGCAUUAAUCACAGUGAUGAGAUAUGUGAAGAAAUGGGUUGGAAUUCCUGGAGGAAGAAGACUUGGAUUGCUGAAGCUCUCAGUCCUUACAACAGCCAGGAUUACAUUCAGGAAGAAGAAGAAGAAGAAGGUAUUGAGAAGCAAUACUAAGUAA